Molecule: messenger RNA, 652 nt
Organism: Penicilliopsis zonata CBS 506.65
Lineage: Eukaryota; Fungi; Ascomycota; Eurotiomycetes; Eurotiales; Aspergillaceae
Exons: 1
Coding region: 13-255 (80 amino acids)
Source: RefSeq, a predicted model, not a curated record
GAGGCUGCAGUCAUGGAUCAGGGAGCUUCGACAGGUGCCCAUCGUAACGAUGAGGGCCUGCGUGAGCGAGUGAUUGACUCUUCCAGUGUCGACGACUUGGCUGGUCGCAAAGCCCUCGCUGCGGCUGCAGAGCUGGAAGUCAAGGACAAGCAUGGCCGUGACAGGAAGACGUAUGGCCGGACUCCCGAUGGCACUGGUAAGACUGGUUUGAUUUUGAAUUGGACGUUGAUAUCUUUCUCGCUGUUCUCAAACUAGGAGACAAACGAGCAAUUGUGUCGAGGCAAACGGAUUCGCUAACACUACGUCACCGGUAGUCUUCACUGUCCCGCACACUCAUGACAUGGUCUCGCAGCUUCUGUCUCCGUCGGAGCCCAAGAACCUGUCAGAUAUCGCGGUCCUGGCGAUUUUAGGUAUUCAUAUUUUGUUGCUGUGGCUGCUUCCCCAGGCCGCGAGAGUACCCGUCGCUGCGGUGGUCUAUCUCUUCUGGCGUACUGGGUACAAUGCCGGCAUCGGGUGGCUUCUGCAUAACCAGUCUCACCACAAGACCUUGGUCCGGUGGGCCGAGAAGACCAAGAUCUUUGUCAACCCGGCGACAGGCAAAAACCCCCAUUCCAAAUUGUAUGCGUGGAUUAAACAGGAACUCGAGACCAAG